Symbiodinium natans is the source of this 531-nucleotide messenger RNA. Lineage: Eukaryota; Dinophyceae; Suessiales; Symbiodiniaceae. The record is from the annotation of a GenBank genome assembly.
AUGAGGAUUGAGAAGUGCUGGUUCUGCUCCAGCAGCAUCUAUCCUGGCCAUGGCAUCAUGUUUGUGCGAAACGACUGCAAGACCUUCCGUUUCUGCCGCUCAAAGUGCCACAAGCACUUCAAGAUGAAGCACAACCCUCGAAAGCUAAAGUGGACAAAGGCAUACCGUCGCGCACGUGGGAAGGAGAUGGUUGUGGACUCCACCUUCAAUUUCGAGAAGAAGCGCCUCACCCCGACGAGGUAUAAUCGGAAUUUGAUGGUCAAGACGGUGCGGGCGAUGCAGAUUGUAGAGAGGAUUAGGUCUGUGCGGAAAGAGCGCUUCCACAAGGCUAGGCUGGCUGCUCAACUCAGGCAGCGGCAGAGCAGCGCGCAGAAGGAGAUUGCAAAGAGUGCCCACCUGUUGGAGGGGCCAAACAAAGAGAAGGCGUUGCGCUACCAGAAGGAAUUUGCCGGGUCGACGAAGGCAAAAGCCAGACAGAAGGUCAAGGUCGAGAAAGCUGCCAAAGCCGGCUCCAUGGAAGUCGAGGAGUAG